AAGAAGAAGCGGAAAUGAUCCGCAGCUGGGCGCAAGUGGAAGCGUGCUUGGAGUCUGGGAGGGAAAUGCAGGUUGCUGUUGCAGUUGGAGAGUCCUCAAAGGUUCGUUUUGAUCCGGGAACGGGAGCGUCCACAUUUUGACUGCAGCGAAUGAGAAUUAUUCUCCAGCAGAUCCACUCUGCUUGCCCUGUGUGCUCACAGUAUCCCCACAAAGGGGCAUCAAACCCAAACUCCCAACACACCAGAUGAGAGGCCAUCGACCAGGCGAAGACUGGCAGAUCAACUUCAACCACGUGCCUAAUUACAAAAGGCUCUGUUACUUACUUUGGUUGAUACUUUUUCAGGCUGGAUAGAAGCUUUCCCCACCUCCAGGGAAACUGCAGACACCGUUGCCUCCACCCUCAUCAAGCAGAUCAUUCUCAGAUUUGGACUUCCUGCAUCCAUCCAGUCAGAGAGCAGUCCUGCCUUCACCUCUCAGGUUGUUCAACUAGUCUCCAAAGGUGUCAACAUCACCUGGAGGCUCCACAUCCCCUACCGACCCAAUCCUCGGGUAAGGUUGAAAGGGCUAACAGCAUCCUCAAGGAUCAUCUCACUAAACUUAACCAUUGAACUCAAACUCUACUGGCCCAAUCUCCUUCCGUUGGCCCUUACCCACAUUCGACAAGCCCCUAGAACCCCUUCAUGCCUUAGCCCUUUUGAGCUGCCCUAUGGGUGCCCUUUCCUAAUCAACCAAAACUUCCCAGUCACCCCUCCCCACCUAGCAUCUUACUUACCCUGUCUCACACUCUUGCACAAGCUGUUAAGGGAGCAGACUGCUAUCUCCCUGUGCCAUCCACAGCCUCAUCUCCAGCUGUACCACCAACUGAAUCAACCAUCGUUCCUCUGCAACCGGGUGACGCGGUUUUGCAUCCUCAAUCACUGCAACCUCGCUAGACUGGACCGACCUCAUAUAGUUAUACUUACCACCCCAACUGCAGCCAAACUUCUAGGCCACUCUUCCUAGCACCAUGUCUCCUGCCUUAAAAAACCACCCGUCCCAGAUACCCAGUCCUGGGCCUCCUCUAUGCUGGGACCCACCAAACUCAAAAUCUCUCAUCAAUCCUCUACUACUCCUACUACUCAUUAAUCUCUCUCAGGCCUCUAUCCCAACCUACAGGUGGCAUUUCUACAUCCAGGAGACAUGGCAGAAAGAUGGGAACUCCCACUCUCAGAUCAUAGCAGAAAAGGACUGUUCCUCCACAGGAUGUGACCAGGAGAUCACCUUCAACCUUGUAGAUUUUAACUCUAUACACAUCUCCCCUUACAACCCCACCGCUAUGGCUUGCUUUCUAUUUGACCAGACCAAAACAUACUGCAAAAACUGGCCCACCACCUAUGGGGGGUGCCCCUACCACCAGUGUAAAAGGCACCUCGUUGGCCCUGCGAAGGACCCAGAGGGAAACCUACUAAUAGGCCCAAAUGGUGAAUGGAACUUUAUAACCAUCAAUAUCAAAGACCCCUGGGCCCCCAUAUGGGCUUCGGGGGCCGACGGCAAGCUCUACACAUGGUAUGGAGCCAGAUUUCCCAUAGCUUCGCUUAGAAUCUGGAGAGCCUAUAUUCAGGUGGUUCCUCAGGCUCACAUAACCAUCCAAGAGCAAGAAAAGGAGAUCCAAAGACAAGUCAACAAGGCCGCUCGUCCCAAUGUCGACCCCUUCUCAUGGCUUACCCUGAUACAUCAAGGCCUUCAGCUUCUCAAUUUGUCCAGGGUAAAUCACAUCACAGACUGCUUUCUCUGUGCAGGUUUGGAUCGGGCCCCCCUAACAGCCAUCCCUAUCAAUUCCCCCUUUAACACUUCAGCACCUCACAGGGACCUCUCACCACCUUUGGAGGGGGUUCCCCUUUUUCAUGACUCUUCAAAAAACUUUACCCACUGUUACACUUUCUCUACCUCAGUACCUUGCAACCAAACUGUUCAGGUUUCCUCCUCGAUAUUUGCUCCUCCAGGAUUCUUUUUCUGGUGCAAUGGCACCCUAAUAAAGAAAUUAGAUUCCAAUAUGCCCUCUGCUUUCUGUGUGCCCUCUACUUUAGUUCCUCAGCUGACGCUAUACAGUGAAGCUGAAUUAACCUGGCUUGCUCAGAAUCCCAUCCCUAGAGUGAAACGGGCCAUAUUCCUACCAGUGGUGGUGGGACUCUCCCUAGCCUCCUCAUUCGAAACCUUCAGGUUGGGGGCAGGAGGACCUGGUUAUGCAGUCACUGCCACCCAGAAGCUAGAACAGCAACUCCAAGAGGCACUAGAGGUCUCUGCUGCCUCCCUGGCAUCCUUACAAAGACAAAUAAGUUCUGUUGCCCAAGUUUCCUUACAGAACCGUCGAGUACUAGAUCUCCUGAUGGCAGACAAAGGAGGAACAUGCCUCUUCCUAAGAGAAGAAUGUUGUUACUACAUCAAUGAAACUGGGCUGGUCGAGAAAAACGCCGAGGCUCUCAGACGUCUGAGUGAAAGGCUGAAGCAACAAGCAAAUGGCUCCUGGCCAGAAUGGCUAGAUUCCACUCUUGUCACCUGGCUGACGCCUAUCCUUACUCUCAUAUUAGUGAUAGGACUCCUGCUUAUGAUUGCUCCUUGUCUUCUUAGGUUUGUACGGAAACGCAUGAGUGAGGUCGCUAAAGUAACCUACAACCAAAUGCUCUUGCACGGUUACAGCCGCCUCCCUACCGAACCCACAUCCGAGCCUUCUCCCCACGACGCCCCCUAAUAAGCAGGAAGUAGCCAGAUGGACUCCAGCGCCCUAUAUCACCAAAAAGGCCAGGAUGUCAGGGCGGUAUGAGGCGACCGGAUGGUGGCAGGGCAUCAAGCAGCCCGCAUGCACCAAAGAGCAACCAAUCAGAUAAACCCUAAUGGCAUCUCGCACCGUCUGUCACUCAGCAGGAUCCCCAGCCAAUCCCAGAAGAACACAGGUCCCAGCUGGGCCUCUGGCCAACUGCAGGGAGACACAUUCACCACUGAGCCUACUCCCAAGUACAAAAACACCACCCUGUAGGAGCUGCAGUUCGACUUCCCCAACCCUUUACCUUGGUGGACCAGUGAAUCUCGCCGAGAGUUGAUCUCAAUAAAGCUUUGUUUAGAUGCU
This is a messenger RNA of Sciurus carolinensis (gray squirrel), 3103 nucleotides long. Its product is annotated as endogenous retrovirus group FC1 Env polyprotein. Lineage: Eukaryota; Metazoa; Chordata; Mammalia; Rodentia; Sciuridae. The record is from RefSeq and is a predicted model, not a curated record. The coding region runs from base 1007 to 2728 and encodes 573 amino acids. The transcript has 2 exons.